AUGGCGUACAGUGUCCCCCUCAUUCUGUACGUGAUCAUCCAGUUGGCGGCGCUCCUCUUGCUGCUGGUGGGAACGCCGAUCGAGAUGUUUCGCGUGAUGGUUCCAAAUGGCGAUCCCAUUUGCAUCACCCUGUGGGGUAGUCCUUAUACGUGCAGGUCCAGUGACUACUUACUCUACAUCGAGAUGCUAUAUGGGACUUGCCCCUCCCGUGUCUCGCGUUUCCGCGUUGCACAGGCGUUCGUCAUCAUCUCCAUCGCCGUGUACUUGGCGGCGUUUACUGCAGGCCUUACUUUGCUGUUCUGCUGCUCUUUCCUCCGCGUGGUCUGCCUGGCGCUGAACGUGGUUGGCGCUGGCACCUUGUGCGUUGUGUGGGUGGCCAUGGUGGUGACGUACAACAAGGUCGAUGGCCCACAGUGCUCCAGGCUGAAGGAUCGCGGCACCCUUGGCGUCGGGCUCAUUCUCCUGGUGGUGGCCUGGAUACUGGAUAUCAUCAACAUCAUCUUCCUGCUGAUACCGUCACAGGUGAGGGAAUCAGUUGAGAGUGUGAACUCGAAGGAAUACACAGAGCAAGAAUAG
Molecule: messenger RNA, 576 nt
Organism: Leishmania mexicana MHOM/GT/2001/U1103
Lineage: Eukaryota; Euglenozoa; Kinetoplastea; Trypanosomatida; Trypanosomatidae
Product: putative amastin-like surface protein
Exons: 1
Coding region: 1-576 (191 amino acids)
Source: RefSeq, a predicted model, not a curated record